Molecule: messenger RNA, 1726 nt
Organism: Mycetomoellerius zeteki
Lineage: Eukaryota; Metazoa; Arthropoda; Insecta; Hymenoptera; Formicidae
Product: histidine-rich glycoprotein
Exons: 2
Coding region: 23-1726 (567 amino acids)
Source: RefSeq, a predicted model, not a curated record
CCUACCGAGAGAUAACGCCGACAUGGUUACGUGGGCGUGGUUUCCGGUCGUCGGUCUGUUGCUGGCAGCAGCGACUGGCCAGGAACCUAAAACACGAGAUGAGGUUCGACCGCAGGUGUCGGCGACCAAACAAGAACUGGUUGGCUCCAUCAAGCUUCUGGGACAAUUGCAGCCGCCUCGACCGUUCGUGCCCAAGAAUCUACCGGGCAUUAUCGCGCCAGUCGAAAGAAAUCAGAAGAAACGACAGUUGGCCGAUCUCGGGCUAACCUUCCCAGAGCCAUUGUUACUGCUAAAUGGUCAAACUCCACUUCCGCUUCUCGAGACGACUUUUGGCGCGAGUCUCGCCAGUAUCGUUCCACGAAUCACUCCGCAACCGAAGCAGAUUAUCACGCGAAUAACCGAGACAUCGUCACCACUUAGUCAUGUCACAAUCGUAACCCCACCGAUCCCUGAAUCACAACGUAGAAUUUACGAUUUCGACAGGUCAUUCCAUCAUAAAUCCCAUUCCUUCCACCAUAAACACGGACAUUAUCACGGACAUCAUCAUGAUCAUCAUCACGGUCAUCAUUCGCAUCAUGACCACCAUGCUAAGCACGGCCAUCAUCACGAGCACAAGCAUCAUCACGGUCAUGAGCAUAAGCACGAGCAUGAUCAUCAUGAAGAACAUAAACAUUACGAAGAUCAUAAACAUCAUCAAGAUCACGAUCAUCACCAUGAGCAUCAUCAUGGUCAUGAACAUAAGCAUGGACAUCACCACAAACACGGUCAUAGGCAUGGGCAUGAGCAUAAACAUCAUGGAGAGCAUAAGCAUCAUCACGGACAUCAUCACCAUUCAAAGCAUGAACAUCACGAAGAACAUAAACACCACUCUGAACAUCAUCAUCAUCAUAAACAUCAUCAUCAUAACGAGCACCAUCAUCACCACGACCAUCACCAUGUUAAUGAGCAUCAUCAUCAUCACAGUCAUAAGGAAACUGAGAAACAUCAUCAUCAUCAUGGACACGAUCACAAAGAGCAUCAUAAGCACGAGCACAAGGAGGAACAUAAGCAUCACCACGGACAUGAGCACAAGCACGACCAUCACGAAGAACAUCAUCACGGCCAUCAUGAGGAUCAUCAUCACAAACACGGACAUGACCAUAAACAUGGACAUCACGAGGAUCACAAGCAUCAUCAUCAUGAAGACCAUCAUCACAAACAUGAACAUAAACACGGUCACAAAGAGGACCAUCAUCAUGGUCAUCAUGAAGAUCAUCAUCAUCAUCAUCAUCAAGAUCAUAAGCAUCAUCAUCAUGAAUCUCACAAGCAUGGUCAUCAUCAUAAAGAAGAUCAUAAACACGGCCACGACCAUAAACAUCAUCACGAUCAUCACGAGCAUCAUCAUCACCAUGAGGAUCAUAAGCAUCACGCGGGACAUGACCAUAAACAUCAUCACAAGCAUCACGAAGGUCAUAAACAUCACGAGGAUCACCACCAUAAGCAUGGACAUGAUCAUCAUCAUAAGCAUCAUGAAGACCAUCACCACCAUGUGUUCGAAAAUCACGAUCACGGGGAUUAUAAAAGUUUCGGCCAUCAUUUCGAAUCCCCGCUUGUUCAUGAAGAAUUCAUACUCUCAGAAGAAAGCGCAGCGGUUUCGGUGACACCGCCUUUAAAAGACGUUCUAAAGAUCACGAAAUCACCGAAAGUGAGAGAAUCCAUAGAGCACACGGAGGUUGAGCAAGUUUAA